AUGCUGGGAUUAGAUGUGAGUGCCAAGUCCUGCAUGGGCUUCAAAGGACAGUGGGGCAUGGUGUCCAACCCUGUAGCCAAGCCAACAGAACUUGGGACUCUUAUGAGUUUGACAGUUGCUAUUUGUAAGAAUGCAGUGACCUAUGACGAUGUGUGUGUGAACUUCACUCCAGAAGAAUGGACUUUACUAGAUCCUUCACAGAAGAGUCUCUACAGAGAUGUGAUGCUGGAGACCUACAGCAAUCUCACUGCUAUAGGCUACAUUUGGGAAGAUGACAAUAUCAAAGACUAUUUUCAAAGUUCUAGAAGACAUGGAAGGCAUGAAAGAAGUCACAGUAAAGAGAAAACCUAUACAUUUAAUCAAUGUGGUAAAGUAUUUGCAUAUCACAGUAGUAAUCUCCAAAUACAUAAAAGAACACAUACUGGAGAGAAUCCGUAUGUAUGUUUUCAAUGUGGUAAAACCUUUCCAUAUCACAGUCGUCUCCAAAUACAUAAAAAAACACAUACUGGAGAAAAACCUUAUGAAUGUAAGGUAUGUAGUAAAAGCUUUGCAAGACCUGAUGUUCUCCAAAGACAUAAUAGAACACACACUGGUGAGAAACCCUAUGAAUGUAAGCAAUGUGGUAAAGUCUUUGCACGUCAUGAUAUUCUACAAAUACAUAAAAGAACACAUAGUGGAAAGUAA
Molecule: messenger RNA, 684 nt
Organism: Apodemus sylvaticus (European woodmouse)
Lineage: Eukaryota; Metazoa; Chordata; Mammalia; Rodentia; Muridae
Product: zinc finger protein 431-like
Exons: 5
Coding region: 1-684 (227 amino acids)
Biological process (GO): regulation of DNA-templated transcription
Source: RefSeq, a predicted model, not a curated record